UUUAGCUUUUUCUGUGUUUCGAAUUGUCUUGUAAUCAAAGAGGGGUUUUAGAUAAAAACAUACGAAAGUUAAGGUUAAAAGGCUAACUAAUUAUAUUGUAAUUCCAUCAAGUUGGAUUAAUCUGAGGUGUCAGUUUGAAUAAUUACAAUGUUAAUAAUCUUUAUUUGUUGAUGAAUUAGUUGGGUGAAUUGCAGAUGAUAAUCGUAGUUUGCUAGGUUUUUGGUGGUUAACAUGAUGGUUACAGGAAAAUGCCUGGGAGUUUUAAUUUGAUUCAAUUCUCAAUAGAUUUGUGAUGUUCACUAUGAAAGUUUACAGUGUUGUCAAGUAGCGAGCGGUAUUGGACUUUUUAAUUUUUUUGUUAUUGGCCUAGUGGCCAACACAUAAGUAAACACUUGCGGGGAGGGAUGGAUGGAUGUAGUAGUCCGGGUUCGAACUCGGGAUUCCAUAUAUGAUGUCCUAAGAGGCAAACCACUAAACUGUAACAAUGAAGACAACACCGAUAUUUAUAGUAGAGUGCCGUCAAAUAACAACUAUAGCAGCACUAUGGCACUGUAGCAUAGCAAAAUUUGAAAAAUUCGCUAUUGAAACAGUGACAUUUAACUAGUUAUACGUUUCAACAACAACAACAACCAAGCCGUAUUCUAUGAAGUGGGGUCAGCUACAUGAAUCAACUUCUGUCAUAAUGUUCUAUCGAGGACCAUGCUUCUAUCCAAAUUGUUAUUUUUUUAUUGCAUCCAGGCGGCGAUGUGAUGGCCUUUCCUCUUUUGGUAUUGAACUCGAGCCAUACAGCGUGUUGCUUAUGGGCAACUACCUUGCAUUCACAUUAUUUCGCAGUUGAUCCAUGUCAUAGAGAUUCGACAAAAUUUUACGUUGACUGUUGAUUGCCUAACACUAGUCUCUCCUUUUAUGCAACCUUGGGACCAUGAUGAUUUUUUAUGACUAUUUGCACAUGGGACAGUGUUUUGAUGACUCUGAGCCGAUUUUCCCUGGAAACAAAUUCGCACCAAGAUCUCGGGGCUUGACUGAGAGCAAUAUUCUUAGAAGUUUCUCAGCUGAUAAAGAGAGAGCAAACAAUGUUGCUAAGAUCAAAGUUGCAGUUAGGAAGAGACCACUGAAUAAGAAGGAAAUAGCAAAGAAAGAGGAAGAUAUUAUUACAAUAAAUUCAAAUUCUCUCACAGUACACGAAAGAAAACUCAAGGUUGACUUGACAGAAUACGUUGAGAAACACGGGUUCUUUUUUGAUGCUGUGCUGGAUGAAGAUGUUUCAAAUGAUGAAGUGUAUGCUGAGACUGUAGAGCCCAUAGUUCCAUUGAUAUUCCAACGAACAAAAGCAACUUGCUUUGCUUAUGGCCAAACUGGGAGUGGGAAGACGUAUACAAUGCAACCAUUGCCUCUCAAAGCAUCCCAAGAUAUUUUAAGAUUAAUGCACCACACGUACCGGAGCCAAGGUUUCCAAUUAUACUUUAGUUUUUUCGAAAUAUAUGGGGGGAAACUGUUUGAUCUCCUCAAUGAUAGAAAAAAACUUUGCAUGAGGGAGGAUGGUAAACAGCAGGUUUGCAUUGUUGGCUUGCAGGAAUACAGAGUAUUUGAAGUUGAAACAAUCAAGCAAUUUAUUGAGAAAGGAAAUGCUUCAAGAAGUACUGGUACAACCGGUGCAAAUGAGGAAUCAUCUCGUUCGCAUGCUAUACUUCAACUUGUUAUCAAGAGAUCAGCUGAUGGGUCUGAAUCAAAGCCCGCCCGAGUCAUAGGCAAACUAUCUUUCAUAGAUCUGGCUGGAAGUGAACGCGGUGCUGAUACUACAGAUAAUGAUAAGCAGACUAGGAUUGAAGGGGCUGAAAUUAAUAAAAGCUUACUUGCACUGAAAGAAUGCAUCAGAGCCCUAGACAGUGACCAAGGGCAUAUCCCCUUCAGAGGAAGUAAAUUGACUGAAGUUCUACGAGACUCUUUUGUUGGUGAUUCACGGACUGUAAUGAUAUCUUGCAUUUCUCCAAGCUCGGGUUCAUGUGAGCAUACUCUCAACACAUUAAGAUAUGCUGACAGGGUAAAGAGCUUGUCAAAGGGGAACAGCUCCAGAAAGGAUUCACUUUCUCUAUCCAACCUUAGAGACUCAGCUGUAUUGCCGAUUUUACCUCAUGAUGAUACCUACGAAGAUGAAAUAACAUAUGUUUCCGGUGAGAGGAAUCAAUUUGGAUGGUCCAAACAGUCUCAAAGAGAACCCUCGCCUCCAAAGAAGAUGGACCGUGUUGCAAGUGGUAGGAAAGAGGAAAAUUUGGAACCAUCUGUGUACUCUGACCGACAAAGAGUUAUUCGAAAUGACAGAGCUGAGAAAGAAAACGAUUACCUAAUACCAACAUAUGGACAAGACAGAACAAGAAAAGCGAGCAAGAGGAUAGAUAACAACCAGUUAUCUACCGUAGAAGACAAAAGGAAGAUAGACUCUCGUGCUAAACAUGCAAAUCUAUCAAAUGUUGAGAAUACAUAUUCUGAUCACGAUGAUGAUUUUAAUGCUCUGCUGAAGGAUGAGGAAGAACUUGUAACUGCUCACCGCAGACAAGUGGAGGAAACAGUAGAUAUUGUUAGGGAGGAGAUGAAUUUGCUCUUUGAAGCUGAUCAACCAGGAAAUCAAUUGGAUACUUAUAUUUCCAAAUUGAAUACCAUUUUGUCUCAAAAGGCAGCAGGAAUAUUUCAAUUGCAGACUCAGUUGGCUCAAUUCCAGAGACGUUUAAAUGAGUACAACUUUUUCUCAUCCUCAGGUGACUGAUUGUGCUUCUGAGAAAACGGUAUGAUGUAUUGUGGGUGUGAAUUAUCUGUGUUUUCAGAUAUUGCUGCUAAGAUUUCAUUGGCGUGGAGUGUUUCUCGCAUGUACAUUAAGAAUUUUGACAAGAUCACUGGUUUUUUGAGUCCAGAAAUAGGGAUCAACACAUUCUCCGUGUCACUCUCUUAGGUCUUAAAUAUAAGUGAAAAGUUAAAUAUAUUUGAUUUAAAUUUAGAUUAAAUAUAUUUGAUUUUUUUAGUUAUAUCUAAAAUCAGAGUGAGUACAUUUUAUCCCUCAGAUGAGUCACAACUGUGACUUGAACUAAAUUGAACUAUUUACAAAUUGUAUGUCCACAUGCUUGUUUGGCCUAUACUAUUUGUAACCUGUGAAAUAUACCUUACACAGUCAAAUCACUUGGGUUGUUGCUUGUAUUCUUGCAACCGAGAGUCUUCAUUUGACAUUUUUCUGUUGUAUACCAGCUUCCUUGGUGCAUUUUGAUUAUGGCUUGAAUGUCUUGUCUACUUGUAUUGUAUCAUCAUUAUGAUUCCAAUGUUCUUUUCUUUUUCCCC
This is a messenger RNA of Vicia villosa (hairy vetch), 3324 nucleotides long. RefSeq names its product kinesin-like protein KIN-13B. Gene Ontology annotation, molecular function: ATP binding; microtubule binding; microtubule motor activity. Bases 923 to 2761 code for a protein of 612 amino acids. Gene Ontology annotation, biological process: microtubule-based movement. The record is from RefSeq and is a predicted model, not a curated record. The transcript is spliced from 11 exons. NCBI's taxonomy places the organism in Eukaryota, Viridiplantae, Streptophyta, Magnoliopsida, Fabales, Fabaceae.